Homalodisca vitripennis (glassy-winged sharpshooter) is the source of this 4143-nucleotide messenger RNA. Its product is annotated as isoleucine--tRNA ligase-like. Lineage: Eukaryota; Metazoa; Arthropoda; Insecta; Hemiptera; Cicadellidae. The record is from RefSeq and is a predicted model, not a curated record. Gene Ontology annotation, biological process: isoleucyl-tRNA aminoacylation. Bases 386 to 3694 code for a protein of 1102 amino acids. The transcript is spliced from 2 exons. Gene Ontology annotation, molecular function: tRNA binding; aminoacyl-tRNA deacylase activity; isoleucine-tRNA ligase activity.
UAUUUGCAGAUAAUCAACUGAUUAGAGGUGUAACCCGGCAUGUAGCAUUAGUAAAAGUGUUGUCAGUGUUGUCACGUAUAUGGAAUAUAUGUGCAUGGCACAUGAAAUAGUUUUUAGUUUACCACACUAUUCAAAGUAAAUAAGUAAAGUAAAUAAGUGUCAUUGCAAGUCGAAAAACGGGUGUCACUAACUCAUAUUUAUUAGGACUGUUUUUAGGUGGAAAAGAUGAUGAAACCUAGAAAAUAAUUAUAAACUUUGAAUACCAUGAAGAGAUCUAAACGUUACAGCAAUAAUGCUAAUAAGAAAGAAAAUACGGGCGGUGGAAUAAGCUGAUAAUAAUCAACGGAUUUAAUCUCUUGAAUCUAAUUGAAGAAUAAAUCAUAUAAUGGAAUUCGCCUACUCCACUAGUACAAAGCAUUGCUUCUUAUUUUUAAUGAUUACAGGGAAAACAUUAUUACUUUUCACCACAUCCAUUUUAGGAAAUAGGCACGUUUAUUCAGAAGUCGAUCCUAAUGCCGAUAUUUCAAGAUUGGAAAAGAUAACAUUAAAAUUUUGGAAUGAAGAGAGAAUAUUCCAACAGUCAAUAGAUCAGCGUUCAGAAAAAAAUAGAUUUGUGUUUUAUGAUGGACCUCCGUUUGCUAACGGACGUCCUCAUUAUGGACAUCUGCUGACGGGCUAUGUGAAGGACACUUACGCUCGCUACCAGACGAUGCAGGGACGAAGGGUGGAUCGGAGGGCGGGUUGGGACUGUCACGGUCUGCCGGCGGAAAUGGCCACGGAGAAGGAACUCAACAUUUCCGGUAAGAUGGACAUCGAAAAGUACGGGGUCGCCAAGUUCAACAAGGGCUGUAGAGAGACGGUGCUCAAGUACGUGUCUGCCUGGGAGAGCUACGUGAACAGGCAAGGGCGUUGGAUAGACUUGGAAGGGGCCUACCGGACCAUGAGUCUGAAGUACAUGGAGUCGGUCUUCUGGGCAUUCAAGCAGCUUUACCAGAAAGGGUUGGUGUACGAAGCCGAACGGGUGGUGCCAUACAGCUGGGCUUGCCAAAGUCCUGUCUCUAAUUUUGAAACUAGACUAGACAAUGCUUACAGAUUAAAAUCUAGUAAAGCGGUUACUGUCAGUUUUCAGUUACUGAAUAAGCCUAAGAGGUUAGAGAAUCUCCAGCCACCAUGUAAAAUGCUUGUGUGGACUACGACCCCGUGGACACUAGUCAGUAACCUAGCGCUAGCUGUAGGUAGUGAUGUCACUUACUCGGUCGCUUGGAUACAACCAUCGUACGGUCGCAAAACGCCACACACGCUAUAUAUUUUCGCAAAAAAUUAUACUGCUAAAUUUGAGAGCAUCUGUAAUAAAAAGAACUUGGACUUUCAGAACCUCGGAAUGGAAUUGAAUCAUCAAGAUCUUGUAGGUCUUCGAUAUGAACCACUUUUCCCGUAUUUUAAUGGAACAAGGAAUGCGUUUAAAGUUCUUGUAGCAGAUCAUGUUACAGCCGAAGAAGGAACAGGAGUGGUUCAUAUCGCUCCUGGAUUUGGCGAAGAGGACUUUGAGUUAUGUAAAAAACAAGACAUAGCUGCUGUCUGCCCGAUAGAUAGCGCUGGUAGAUUUACUGAUACUGUGGGUUUUCUGAAUGGGACUCACGUUUUUAGUGCAGAAAGUGAAAUAAUUAAAUUUUUGAAGUCGAAGAAGUGCUGGUUUUUUAGCGAACAAUAUUCACACAGAUAUCCGCAUUGCUGGAGGACUGAUACUCCACUCAUAUACCGAACUAUGACGUCUUGGUAUGUGGCGGUGACAAUACUGAGGGCAAGAAUGACAGAACUCAACAGACGAGUCAACUGGGUGCCUAAUCAUGUCAAGGACGGAAUCUUUGGCAACUGGAUCCAGGGUGCUCAGGACUGGUCGAUUUCGCGUAACCGAUUCUGGGGAACACCGAUACCCGUAUGGAAGUCCGAUAACCCAAGAUAUCCGAGAGUCGAUGUUUAUGGUUCUUUAGACGAGAUCGAGAAAGAUUUUGGAAAAAGAUUAACCGACCUACACAGGCCUUUCAUUGACAGUUUGACAAGACCUAACCCUGACGAUCCCAGUGGUAAGUCUGUGAUGCGAAGAGUAAAAGAUGUUUUCGACUGUUGGUUUGACUCUGGUUCCAUGCCCUUUGCUCAAUAUCACUAUCCAUUUGAAAAUAAACAUACCUUUGGCAAUAACUUUCCAGCCGAUUUUGUUUCUGAGUACAUUGCCCAAACUAGAGGUUGGUUCUACACGACGUUCAUUCUGUCAACUGCGUUGUUCGAUAAAGAGCCUUUCAAAAACUGUGUCAGUCACGGUGUCGUGCUUGACCCUAAAGGCAACAAACUGUCUAAGCGCCAUGACAAUUACGUGGAUCCAGCCGUGCUGAUGACCAAGUACGGUUCCGACGCACUGAGGUUUCUCAUGCUCUCUAGGCCAGUGGUUAUUGGUGAUAAUAUUUUGUUCGAUAAAAACGGUAAAUGUGUAGAAGAGAUUCUGAGGAUUGUACUCAAGCCUAUCUGGAACAGUUAUAACUUCUUCACUCUUUACGCCAACUCGGACGUUAUUAAAGCUAACAUAUCAUCUGAUCCCAGUAUGUAUCGUAACACUAUCGACAAAUACAUUCUUUUGAAAUGUUUUCAAACAACUGAAAUGAUCAAAGGCCAUCUCGAUAAGUACGACUCUCAAGAAGCGUGUAAAGUUUUAAACGAUUUCUUUGAUGUUUUAAAUAACUGGUACAUAAGGUGUAGCCGAGAUCGUUUUUGGAAAAGAGAGCACGACCAAGAUAAAUAUGAUACCUAUAAUGUUCUGUACACAGUAUUCAAUUACAUCUUGAGAGCUUCAGCUCCGUUAUUGCCUUUUCUCACGGAUGCUAUCUGGCGGGGACUGGUAUUUCCUGAAGCGUCUGUGCAUUUGACGAUGUUUCCAAGUGUCCAAAAGAUAGAUGAAGGUCAAAUUAUUGUGAAAAUGGACUUAGCCAGAGGAAUCUGCAAUGCUGCAAUGUCCUUGAGAAAACUACAUAAAGUCCGUGUUAGACAGCCUCUAAGAAGUAUGACAGUAUUUCACAGUAAAUUCAGGAACUUGCUGGAUGAUGAGUUUCAGAAAAUUAUUAAAGAUGAAACAAACGUGAAAGAAGUACUUUUGGUGGAGAGUUUUAAUGGGAUUGCAGAUAUCCAACUUCAACUGAACUUCUCAAUGGUCGGGAAGAGAAUUCCCAACAGUGUAAAAAAGAUAAUUGAACUUGUUAACAAUAACAAAUGGAAGAAAAAAAGUGAUAAUGAAAUCAUUAUCGGAGAUAAUAACGAAAAUUAUGUAAUUUUUAAAGAAGAAUACGAGUUGAAAUUGAAACCAAAGGAUAAAAAUGUUUGUUUAUUUGACAAUGGAAGAGGAGUUUUAAAGCUCAACCUGGACUUAGACCACGAACUCGUAUUGGAGGGUCAUGCCAGAGAUGUUGUCAGAAAAAUCCAAGAUACGAGAAAACAGGCUGAUUUACACAUAUCAGACAAGAUACAUGUAAAAAUUAAAACGGAGGAAAAUGUCAUUAAAGAAGCCAUUGGUAAAUGGAUGGACUAUAUAAAAAACCAAACUCUUUCGUAUUCUUUGGCAGUAGAAAAUAAUAUAGAAGAAGAUCUAUUUUCAAGACAAUAUGAUGGUAUGUUGGUAGCACUGCGCGUGUACAACGACAUCCAAUAACAAAGGGGCUAUGUAAAGUAAAUUUUUAUUUUUAACAAGAAAUUUUGUAAGCAACACCAUUAUAUUGAUUGGAAGAAGAUAAUCGGUUCCGAAUGAAAACAGAUAAUUGAGCAUUGCAUUAUUCAAUAUUUGUUUAAUUUUGUCAUUUGUGCUAAUUUGUAUUCGUUUGUUAUUCUUAUUCAAUGUCUUGUACGACCACGAGUACAAAGGUAACAAUAAAAGCCGUGUAUUACUGUUUAACUUCAUUAACAUAAAACACCAAGGCUCAAAGUGCAACCAAAUACAAACUUUAAACCUUUACGUAUAUUUCGAUAUAAUUGACACUAAAACAGUUUUCUAAAAUAUGUUAACUUGUUAAUAAGAACUAUGAUUUUUCUUUAAAAUUGUAUAACUAUUUUUCAUGACAGCAACCAUUGAAAUGUUUGCAAUAAACGACUAAUAACACAUUG